Sabethes cyaneus is the source of this 738-nucleotide messenger RNA. RefSeq names its product gastrula zinc finger protein XlCGF49.1-like. Gene Ontology annotation, molecular function: DNA-binding transcription factor activity, RNA polymerase II-specific; RNA polymerase II transcription regulatory region sequence-specific DNA binding. Gene Ontology annotation, biological process: regulation of transcription by RNA polymerase II. Bases 1 to 633 code for a protein of 210 amino acids. The transcript is spliced from 2 exons. NCBI's taxonomy places the organism in Eukaryota, Metazoa, Arthropoda, Insecta, Diptera, Culicidae. Gene Ontology annotation, cellular component: nucleus. The record is from RefSeq and is a predicted model, not a curated record.
AUGACCAAUGAUUUAUCCGUCCAAGAAAUUUGCGGUGAAAUGGCCAUUGACAGCAUAGGAGAAAGUGCAGAAAUUCAACAAUAUCAAACUGAACUUGAAAAUGAGCGCCCGGCGGUUCCGCCCGUGGUCGACUGCCAAGAGGUUCUAAUCAGUGACCUUUUUGUGGGACCCAUGCCGGAUCCCAACCACCUGGAUGCUGGUACUUUAACCUGUGAUACCUGUUCCAAGCGGUUCGACGAAUGGAAAAAGCUUCAACGGCACCUGGAGUGUCACCGGUCACAGAAAUUGAAGUGCGAUCAAUGCGGUGUGUUUCUGAAAUCUCGCUCCACAUAUACUUCGCAUCUGCAGCGACACAAAAACGUCGGCCGAUUCGAGUGUGAUUUGUGUAACAAAAGUUUCGCUGCCAAACGAGACCUACAAACGCAUCAUAAAGUUCACGAUGCAAUGGCCGAACGGUUUUCCUGUGAUAUAUGUGGGAAGGAUUUCGGGCGGAUCUAUUCGCUGCUUGACCACCAGAAGCUGCACAAUGGAGCGACAGAGUUUCGUUGCGACAAGUGUGGAAAAAUAUUUUCCAAACGGAGACAUUUGUUGCUACACGAAAGGUCACAUUUGCUGGAGGAAGAUGGACCUUAACGUAAUUAAAAUUUCGUUCACUGCCUACAUUCAAACAUACGACGACUUGUUUGUUAUUAAUUUAUGAUUUGAGUGCGUCUCUUGUAACUUUAUUAUAGUAGUAAA